This is a messenger RNA of Zonotrichia leucophrys gambelii, 2241 nucleotides long. RefSeq lists its product as uncharacterized. NCBI's taxonomy places the organism in Eukaryota, Metazoa, Chordata, Aves, Passeriformes, Passerellidae. Bases 179 to 1522 code for a protein of 447 amino acids. The transcript has 3 exons. The record is from RefSeq and is a predicted model, not a curated record.
AAAGAGUGGGGAGGAACUCAAAGUUCAGGGGAUUGAUGCUCCAGGAGCUGGGGGAAGGGGUUUUGUGUGACCCCUUGGCAGUAUUUAGGUUGAGCUUGAGGGCCAAAAGGCACAUGGGAGGUUUUUUCUUGUGUUCUGUGGGUUCUUUUGUUUUAACCUGGUGCAGUAGGGUGGCAGCAUGGGCAGCAGCCUCUGCUGUGUGCUCUGUGAGAGGUGCAGGGAGCAGCAGGCAGCAAACCCGGAGCCCAGCGAGACCAAGCCCAUCCUGCAGAGCCCCAGGAACACAUGGACGUUCCUGGACACACAGCCCCCCACCCCAGCCCUGAAGGUGCCCAAGAAGGGCUCCAAGGAGCUGCUGCAGGAGCAGCAGGCCUCAGCUGAUGCUCUGGAGGAGAAUGGAGAUGCCUGCUGUGCUGCAGAAGGGUGGGAGCCAGCCUGGAAUCCCAUGGACUUCUUUGCGGCCCCUGCUGAUGAGGAGGAUGAGGGAGAAGUUGAAGGUUUGAGCCAGCAGGAGGAAGUGGGCAAGGCAGAAGAGGAGAUGAAGGCUGCUGCUGGUGCUGCUGUGGGAGCUCUGGGGGCUGAGGAGGAGCAGGCUGGCACUGAGGGAGCCCCCUGUGCUGGGCUAACCCUGCAGGAAGGAAAUAUCCCCAGCCUCAUGGAGCUCUCCAGUGAGGCUGAAGCUGGGCCAGAACCUCCUGCAGACACCCUGGGGGCUCUGGUGCACAUGGGCCUGUCCCUGUGUGCUGUGCAGGUGACAGGGCCUGAGCCCAUGGAGGGCACACACAGGGCUGGAGCUGCUGGGCCAAGCCCUCGGGCUGCCCAGAGGGCUGAGCUCAGCUACCUGGUGGAGGCCAUGUCCCUGCUGACCCUGCAGAGCCCCUCAGAGGCCAUUGCAAAGGGGGUGGCUGAGCUCUACUGCUCUUCCGCUGAGUCCUGGCAGCCCCUGUGCCUGCAGUGGGGGUCUCUGGAGGCACCAGGCCAGCCACUGGAGCUCCUGAAGGAGGACAUGCAGGGCACUGUGCCACCGGGGAGCUGUGCAGGGCUCACAGGGCUGGGUGAGAUCUUGCAGCAGGCCCAGGAUGAUGGAGCCCAGUGUGAGCUGGGGCAGGAGGGCAUGCAGGGCCCUGUGCCACCUGCCCAGCCCGUGGGGAGCUGUGCAGGGCUGGGUGAGAUCUUGCAGCAGGCCCAGGAUGAUGGAGCCCAGUGUGAGCUGGGGCAGGAGGGCAUGCAGGGCCCUGUGCCACCUGCCCAGCCCGUGGGGAGCUCUGCAGGGCUCACAGGGCUGGGUGAGAUCUUGCAGCAGCCCCAGGAUGGAGCCCUGUGUGAGCUGGGGCAGCAGGGGAACAGUGGCUGCACCCCAGGAGCCAAGGCAGAGCUGCAGGAUGGGAUCGUGCAGCUUCCAGAAGAACCAGCAGCUUCUGCUCCUGUACAGCAAGAAGCUGAGCUCCCACUCGUGCCCCCCUCACUGCCUCGAGUGCUUGGGAGCAGUGGGGAAAUGGAGGCUGAAAAAGUUGAAGCUUGAGAUGUUUGGUCCUCAGGGGUCACAUCUGGGCAGGGACAAGGAUGAGGCUCCUGCCCUCAGGAAGGGUUAACCCCUUACAGCCCCAGCUGUUGGACUCAGGAUUUUGCAGAAUAUGUCCCAGACUUCAGAAACUCUUGCAAGGCAGAUCUGUGAAUUUUUACAGAGCUUUCCAGAUGUUCUCCUGAGUUAUUGUUCAGUCACAGAUCUGUUCCUUGCUUUUCCCAGGAGCUGUUUUUCAGAUUGUGCCUUGGUGAUUGACUCAAACCAGGAUCUCACUGAGCUGAUGCUGCUGCUGCAUUCCCCCAGUGAGGUUUGGUGAUGGGUUGGUCUGAAGAGUCUGGGAACAGAAUAGGAAACUGCUCCUCUAAUUGUGUGCAGUCAGAUGUUUUCUGUGAGGCCAACAGCCACUUCUGCUACCUCAGAAUAAUGAAAUAUUGAACUACCUCCCUGAAUAAUUCUCUUGUAUUGAUGCUUCCUGCUUUCUUGUGAAUGUUGAACAAAAUAUUUUCACAGGAAGAUGAUUAAAUCCUAAUUGUGGCUUGUUCUUUGUAUCUCUUGUAGUAGUAGAAGUGUUUGUGUAACCUGUGUAAUUUAUGCAAAGUUAAAAUGUAGUCUUGAUCAGAAUGCAGAAGUCAGUGUAUGCAGCUGAAAUCUACUGACUUUUAAUGUUCCUCCCACUGUGCUACCAAUAAAAUACACUUUUAAAGAUCAUGGCAAAA